AGUUUCCAAGGAAAACCCGGGCUGGCAGCGCCAAGGGGAGGCGGGUGAGACGCGUGCCAGCCUGGGUCUUCUCCAAGGCAGACGGGGCUGGUCCCCUAGCCUUCUGGACGCGCGCAGAGACCCCCUUCUUCUCAUCCUGCUUGGGAAGGGCGGCGGCGGGUGGAAGGGAGGAAAAGGGGGGGGGUCCAUCUGAGCCACGGGGGGUGUGUCCCACCCGCAGCUGCGACGGGGCGGGGGCGCCUUCGCUCCUCCGCUUAAAAGUCCCCGCCCUGUCCCGCCGUGGCCGCCGCUGCGCCAUGAAGCUGGACAGGCUGGACGGGGCGCAAGGUUGGGGGCGCCCAGAGGACCCCCGGGAGCGACCCGUCGAGUUGGUUUGCUUCUCACCUUGAUGAGUUUCCAUCCGUGCCUUCUUGCCCUGCCUUUUAGGGGCUUUGGAGAAGAGGUGGACCCCUCCCUGCCCCCCCCAUCUUUUCAGUGCCGCAACCCUCACCUGGGGACCGAUUCCCUUCGGCAGAAGAAGAUGACCCUGAACAUCCAACGGGGGAGCCCCGGUGGUCCGUGCCAGCGACGGGCCAGCACCCCUGUUCCGGCUUCUCACCGGGAGAGGCUGAGCCCUCGGAGCAGGGGGGCCGAGCCCUGCCACCCCCAGUUGGGACAGUCCUUGUCCUGCGAGCCCCGAGCCUGCCUGCCGGAGCCCUGCGGGAGCUGGCGAUCCGAGUCCCCCAGCUCGGAGGAGUCAUCGGGAUCCCUCUACCGAGUGGUGUUUCUGGGAGACCCCGGGGUGGGCAAGAGCAGCCUGGUGAGUCUCUUUGCUGGGGUGCAAGAGAAGGACUCCCUGGAGCAACAACGAGAGGACACCUACGAACGCACCUUGUCCGUGGACGGGGAGGAGACCACGCUGGUGGCGAUCGACCCCUGGGAGGCUGAAAAGCGGUCAUUGGAAGAAGGCAACUGGCUGCACAAUUACUGCAUGCUGGUGGGCAACGCCUAUGUCCUGGUCUACUCCAUCACCGACCGGGCCAGCUUUGAGAGCGCCUCGGAGCUGCGCAUCCAGCUUCGGAGGACCCGGCAGGCGGAGAACAUCCCCAUCAUCCUGGUGGGGAACAAGACCGACCUGGUGCGCUCCCGAGAAGUCUCCGUGGAAGAAGGCCGGGCCUGCGCUGUGGUUUUCAACUGCAAAUUCAUUGAGACGUCCGCUGCCCUCCAGCACAACGUGACCGAACUUUUCGAAGGGGUGGUACGGCAGAUCCGCCUGCGCCAGGACAGCAAGGAGGCCAACGAACGGCGCAGGUCGCUUUACAAACGGAAAGAGAGCCUGACCAAGAAAGUGCGGCGUUUCCUGGACCGGCUAGUGGCACGCAACAACCAAAAAGUCGCACGAAAGGUCCGUUCCAAGUCUUGCCACGAUCUUUCUGUGCUGUGAGGGCAUCACAGGUCUCCCUGUUUGUUGGCCCGCCGAGCGUCUGGCCUGGAUCUACUUUUUUUGUGCCUAGCAUGGCUAUGCAAUUGGGUCGUUAACUAGGCGAACUGCUGUUAGUCAAGGAUGACCUGUACAUUCUGGUUGCCAAGCUUUGUGUCAUUGGAUGGUGUCAGCCUGGGGAUACUGCCGUGGUUGUAAGUGGUCACUCAAUAGUAGUAAUGGCAAGAGGGAUCUCGGAGUCCUAGUGGACGAUCCCUUAAAUAGGAGCCAGCCGUGUGCUGCAGCAGCCAAAAAGGCCAACACAGUGCUGCAUUAACAGAGGAAUGGAAU
Crotalus tigris (Tiger rattlesnake) is the source of this 1750-nucleotide messenger RNA. It is a transcript of the gene REM1, whose product is annotated as RRAD and GEM like GTPase 1. Gene Ontology annotation, molecular function: GTPase activity; GTP binding; calcium channel regulator activity. Lineage: Eukaryota; Metazoa; Chordata; Lepidosauria; Squamata; Viperidae. Gene Ontology annotation, biological process: negative regulation of high voltage-gated calcium channel activity. Gene Ontology annotation, cellular component: plasma membrane. The record is from RefSeq and is a predicted model, not a curated record. Bases 389 to 1423 code for a protein of 344 amino acids. The transcript is spliced from 5 exons.